Messenger RNA from Acanthaster planci (crown-of-thorns starfish), 3369 nucleotides. Its product is annotated as neuronal acetylcholine receptor subunit alpha-3-like. Gene Ontology annotation, cellular component: postsynaptic membrane. The record is from RefSeq and is a predicted model, not a curated record. NCBI's taxonomy places the organism in Eukaryota, Metazoa, Echinodermata, Asteroidea, Valvatida, Acanthasteridae. Gene Ontology annotation, biological process: monoatomic ion transmembrane transport. Gene Ontology annotation, molecular function: transmembrane signaling receptor activity; acetylcholine-gated monoatomic cation-selective channel activity.
UAAACGAGAAGAUGAAUAACAACAGGCAUCUUUCGAUAUGAGCAACUGCCUUUCAUGUAACGGUAUGCCGUGCCAACCAUACCGGACGUUCGCGAACACUACUGAAUGUGCAUACACUUACACUACAUCCCGCCAUAAUCUCACUUUGGAAGAAAAAAAAUUGACACCAAGACCGUUUCUUGACGUUUCUCCGGAGUAAGCGAAGGCAGUCGAAGUUGGCUCUACCGGGAAGCGGUGUCCCGCGGCAUGGCCGGCCGGGCUACAGUCCGGGCACUUAGUGCGCUGGUUGUGCUGAUGACAUUGAUAGCUGUCGAGUGGAUAAUAGGUUGUGAGGGUUCGAAUUCCGCUCAGCAGCUUUUCGAGGACAAGAUGAGGGGCUAUGACCCCUUGAUACGACCCGUGGACAACAACUCCGAUGUUGUCAACGUCUCUAUCUCACUCGCCCUCUCUCAGCUUAUCGACAUAGACGAGAAGAACCAGGUCAUGAUUACAAGUCUGUGGCUGAAGCAACAGUGGAAGGAUAGCAAGCUCGACUGGGACCCAGCCGACUACGAUGGCCUGGAACAACUGCAAGUCCCCAUCGAGCGGCUUUGGAGCCCAGACAUUUUGCUCUACAACACAGCUAACGGAGACUUUGCUGCCGGAUUAGGCAACUGGGCGACGGUCAAGUACGACGGUACCGUCUACUGGAACCCUCCCGUCAUCUUCAGGAGUUCUUGCCUGAUCGACAUCUCCUACUUCCCCUUCGACGAACAACGCUGCAAGAUGAAGUUCGGCACCUGGACUUACGAUGGCUCCGUGGUGGAUCUCAACCCACUGACCCAGCGGGUGGAGCGGGAAAACUACCGGGCCAACGGGGAGUGGGACAUCGUGGAAUCUCCAGUGGCAAAACAUGCCAUCAAGUACCCGUGCUGCGAGGAGAUCUUCAUCGACGUGACUUACACCUUCGUCCUGCACCGCAAUCCACUCUUCUACAUCAUCACCCUGGUGCUGCCGUGUAUCCUCAUCGCUCUGCUGACGGUUCUUGUGUUCUACCUGCCCUCGGCCGCCCAGGAGAAAGUUACGCUGUCCAUUUCGGUCCUCAUCGCUCUGAUCGUGUUCCUCCUCCUCAUCCCGUCCAUCGUCCCGCCCACCUCCACCACGGUGCCUCUCAUCGCCCGCUACAUGCUCUUCACCAUGGCCAUUGUGUCCAUCUCGAUCUUCGCUACGGUCUGGACCAUCAACCUCCACUUCCGGAACUCCAACACCCAUACCAUGGGCAAGUGGACCAAGAAGGUCUUCCUGAAUGUCCUGCCGAGGCUGCUGUUGAUUGAGCGGCCGGGUGCGUCCCAUGCGCGCAAGGAGCGGGCGAGGCAGAAGCAGAUGGAGCGCGCUCUCAUCCGCAGCAACGUGACUUCGUCCUUUGUCUACUCACCGGUAGACGCCGCUGCCGCGGGCGGGCGUGGCCGAAAGGAACCCGGGGGCUACUCCAAGAUGGUCAUGUCUGGGUCCACCUUGUCUCCCUCCCUUCGAGAGGAGAUCGAGUACCGUGAGAGGAGUGGCACACUGAGAAGAUACGAAGAAUACGAGCCAGUGAAAAGGGAAUGGGACGAUCUUCUAGAAAAUCUGCAAUACAUUCAAGAAAACCUGAAGCACGCUGACGAAGUGGAGGAUUCCGAGGAGGACUGGAAGUACGUGGGCCUCGUGGUAGACCGGCUCCUCCUGUGGAUCUUCCUCAUCGUCGUGGUGGUAGGGACGGCCGUCUUCUUCGUUCAAGCCCCGAUCCUAUGGGAGUCGCCCGAUGAGCACAAACGAGAGGUGUACGAUGACCCCGAGGUGCUACUCACCGCUGGAUACUACGAUCUCUUUCCCACGGACCCUCCCAUCCCGCAGGCGGUCUCGCAAGCCAUAUAGUCGCCGUUUUUUCAGAACAUCACUUUCCUUCUUCCAACGUUCGUCUUAAUACCAAACGGUACGAUAAUAUUAUGUGUGGCAGAGACUGAAAUUACUCUGUGCUGGAAAGUAUUUUCUUGCAUGGACGACUGAAUGUAUGAAAAUAAAGCCUGAAGAUGGAGACAGAGACGACUAAAAUGUCCCAAGACUAUUUGGUCCUAAAUGCUUUGCUAUGGUCAGUGGUAAUGCAUGCGUGUCCAUGGGAAACAGAUUUCAACGCUUCCUAAGAGGUACAUUGCACCAUCAGCUAUAAAGCGAAGGUAUUUUAAUGCAUAUUUUGUCACGUCACUCCCGUAAUAUUCGUCGGUGUUCCCAGUCUUAGCGCAAGAACAAAUAUUGUUCUGUAAAUGGAUCUGUUUUGUGGCUGCCUUUCAGCAAGUUAUUAUCUGGUGUAAUGGGAGCGUCUUGUACCACAGUAGCACCUGUAUGUAUAGAAGUGAACGACAACGGAAUGUUAUCAUUCUGCGCAACGGCAGAUAUUACAGGCCGAUGCUUUUAGAUGAUUCUGUGAAGGGAGGCAUGUCAAAGCAAAUAUUUAAUUGACUAAAAUUCUCUUUCUCUUUAAAAGGUGUUUCAAUGGUGGAUGUAGCGAGGCAUGGGUAAAAAUAAAACCAUUAUGCUUCUCGGCAAGAGCUCAUUCAUCUAGCUUCUUUCUGAAUGUUAAAUUAAUUAUCUCUUUUUAAUCGUCAGUAUAAGGAAAACAAUUACAAAGUGGUGCAUCCAAUGACGUUUCAAGACUUUUUUUAAUUAAUGAAGUGAAACUUAAUUGACCGGUGUGCCUUCCGUUGCUCAGACCUGGACCACACCGUUUAAAUUUACCUUAACUGCGAGAAGUGGCCAAUAUUGGGUACCCGGUACAUAACUUCGUGGUGUUAUUGACCACCUCUGUGAUUGGUCAUUUCGUACGCUGGUGAACGCAGUGGCGUACAAGUUCUUUUUAAGUUCAUUCGCUUAACGAUAUUCGCUUGUAUCUGUAAAAUAGGAUCUUUUCAAAGUGCAUACGUAAGUUGAAGAUUUGGUUCCAGUGUGGAUGCUAUGCAAUAAAGAUGAUCUGCAAGUUUUAUUUUGCAUUCUAAGAGAUUUGCACAGGAAAUAUGUUCUCGUCAUAACACUUCUGAGGUUUUGUGAGCAUCGCAAUUAUUUCGAUAGCCAUUCUCAAAAUAGAAAGAACUUAAAAAGCAUUUGGUAAAUUUAGUUUGAAAAUAUUGUGCUUUUAACAAGGGUAGUUGUACGUUUGAUCAUGGUCAGAUUGUAAACAUUCCAGUGCUUGUAGUUGAUGGCAUAUUUAUUUAAUCGCUUGAAGCUGAAUGGUUUGAUAAUCGAGAAUUGUUUUCCCAAGCCUUAUAUAAAUGAACAAAACAGGAUGUACUUUGUAGGUGACAAAUAACGAAAUAAAUCUGCAAAAUAACAACCCAGUGCCUGUUUGUAUCAUUUAAA